UCGGCCGGGCGGGAAGGAGUCGUCGUCUUCUUCCUCCGGCUUUGACCUUGGGCGCGCCAUGGAGUCGGUGCUCCUCAGGCCGCUCCCGAGCGCGGGACUGGGCCGUCGGGGGUCGCCGAGGGGGCCGAGGCGGGUCGGGGCGGUGGUGGGUUUUGGCGAGCGGAGCAGAUGUUGGCGCGGGGUGGCGGUGGCGGCGGCGUCGUGGAUGGAGGAGGCGGGCGUGGCGGUGCUGGAGGAGGGCGUGCGGCGGAACCCGGCGGUGUCGGACUCGUACCGGCCGCAGGGGAUGCCGCGGCCGAACGCGACGGUGCUGGAGGCGCAGGCGCGGGUGUGCACGGGGCCCGAGCAGACGCGCCCGCUCGGGGAGGAGCAGGCCAUGCGCGUCCUCGACACCAUCCUCCGCUCCGCAAUGGGAGAACUCAAAGAUGAGCCAGUGUCCAGUGCACAGCUGGGUGCAUUCUUUGCUGGCAUGACAAUAAGAGCUAAUUCUUUUCCAGAAGCCACCCAAUGGAGUGAGGGUGAGCGCCGUGCCAUGAGCUUAUUUUGGCCACGUCUUAUCAAUGUUCUUCCCCCCGAGGUGAAAUUUAUAGCAGAUCCAGAAGGAACAAUCAUGGGAGCAAAUGGUCUAACAGGACCUAGGUAUGUUGGCCAAAGCACUGCAGAGAUGAGACUCGUCGGUGCUUUGAGGGAAGUGCUUGCUGGUGGCCAUUUGGGUUAUGAGGAAGUUCAGUGUGUACUAAAGGAUGUUCUACCAAUUGAAUUAGCGAAUGAAAACUCAAAGAUGGUUAGUGAAGCACUGCUGUCAGCAUUUCUUAUUGGACAGCGGAUGAAUAGGGAAACUGAUCGUGAGCUCAAAGGAUAUUGUCUAGCCUUUGAUGAUGAACUAGGUCCAACUCCAGUUGCUGAUGUCAAAUCCUUGACACACUAUGGUGAGCCCUAUGAUGGAAAUACACGCUUUUUCAGGAGUACUCUGUUUGUUGCAGCUGUUAGAGCCUGCUAUGGUGAGGCUUGUCUCCUCCAUGGUGUUGAAUGGAUGCCACCCAAGGGUGGCAUAACAGAAGGGCAGAUGCUUAAAUUCAUGGGUGCAAAUACGCAUUUGUCCCCGUUACAGGCCAAAACACUAUUGGAGGAUGAGAGUACCGGUUUUGCAUAUCUGAAUCUCCAAGAAGCUUGCCCACCAUUAUCAUCGAUUAUUGGGAUCAGGGAGCAUAUUAAGAAACGACCGCCAUUGGCUACCUCUGAGAAAGUUCAGCAAUUUGUGAGAGCGCGGGGAAGAGAAUCAAUGGUUGCUGGAUUUUAUCAUGUGGGCUAUGAAGAUCCAUUGCUUAUGCUAAUGAGGAGGAGGACUGUUCAUGCUGGACUAGUUGUAAAGGGUGAGGAGGGUGCACUUUCUAUGACAACCAAAGAAAGAUCGGUUCAUGCAUCAAAAGGACUUCCAGUGAACCAUUGCUCAGGGUUCCGGACACCAAACAGCAUAAAUUUCUCCGAGGCUGAUGGUAUUUCUAGAGAGGGCUUCAAGGUCAUUGUGAAUGCUCAGGAACUGGGUUUUGAAUCCACGGAAACUCCACGAACUGAUAGAUCAGUCCUGAAAAACUUGGAGCUUGGUUUGGCAGCACUGGGUGGGGAGAAAGGACCAACCUAUGACCGAAUAGUCCUUAAUGCAGCCAUGGUUGACCACUUGUUAGGCUGCACUGGAGCUGAGGAUAUCCAGUCAGCGCUUGAAAGGGCAAGAGAAGCCAUUGACAGUGGUAAAGCUCUGAGUAGGCUCAUGAAUUACAUAAAAAUCACGCACAAAGUGUCCUAGUCGCGACUCGCAAGUGUGCUGGCUGUACAAUUUUGGUUUCUUGUGCCAUGGUGGAAUUUUUUCAUACACGACUGCUUUCAAGUUGCUCAGCAAACGUGAAGAACAGCCUGGACGUGAAUAGUCACUUGCAAGGUCUUGUCAAUAAAUUAACUGAAAGUCUGAACUCUGAAACACUCCUUGUUGGAAAUGUUAGCGUUGGGGAAUACUACUACUUCAUUAAUCAAACUUUCUUUAGCCA
Molecule: messenger RNA, 2042 nt
Organism: Oryza brachyantha (malo sina)
Lineage: Eukaryota; Viridiplantae; Streptophyta; Magnoliopsida; Poales; Poaceae
Product: anthranilate phosphoribosyltransferase
Exons: 10
Coding region: 59-1804 (581 amino acids)
Biological process (GO): GMP biosynthetic process
Cellular component (GO): cytosol
Molecular function (GO): GMP synthase activity
Source: RefSeq, a predicted model, not a curated record